Salvelinus sp. IW2-2015 is the source of this 2498-nucleotide messenger RNA. The record is from RefSeq and is a predicted model, not a curated record. Lineage: Eukaryota; Metazoa; Chordata; Actinopteri; Salmoniformes; Salmonidae.
CGUAGAUAGACGUAACGUUAGAAGGUGAUGUGAAGUAUGUUGUCUGCCACAACCAGAUAGCUAGCAGACUAACGGUGCAUUUUGGUUGAUACCACAUUUUAAGGAGUUGGACAACGCUUUCCUAGCUAAUAUUAAUGAUUGAAAGAGAAAACAUCUCACACCUAUUGCAUGACUAUAGAAAUUGAUGUUGAUUGUCAAAAAACUCAGUAUAACAGUUAUCUAGUUAACGUAGCUACUAGCUAGAAAAAGUUAGCUAGACACUUGUAGAGCUAAUUUAGCUACUCGAGCUAGUUGCAAUGGAGUUGAGAAGUUGUUGUUUAAUUUAUUAUUAGCCAGUCAAAAACGCAUCAAACGUGAUGAAGGACCGGUUGGGUGAAUUAACCGAAAGCAGGACACAAGCAGAGGAGGAUGUCAGAGUCACAGUUGACAGUGAUGGAUUUAUGGAAGGGUUUUUCAGAAGGGUGGAAGAGGUUAGGGGGCUCAUUGAUAAGAUAUCUUCUGAAGUGGAGGAGGUGAGGAAGAACCACAGCAUGAUCCUGUCUGCACCCAAUACAGAUGAGAAGAUGAAAGAUGAACUUGACCGGUUGACCAAUGAGAUCAAAAGCGAUGCCAACUCUGUGCGAGUUAAGCUUAAAUCUAUGGAGCAGAGCCUGCCCAAGGAUGAUGUUUCUAACAGGGCCUCGGUUGAUUUCCGCAUUCAGAAAACCCAGCACACGGUGCUCUCCAGGAAGUUUGUGGAAGUCAUGAGUCAGUACAACAAGACUCAAGUGUCGUUUAGGGAGAGAAGCAAAGGAAGGAUCCAGAGACAGCUGGAGAUAACUGGGAGAGUGACUAGCAAUGAGGAACUGGAGGACAUGCUGGAGAGUGGCAACCCAUCCAUUUUCACAUCUGAUAUCAUCUCUGACUCUCAGAUCACGCGGCAGGCCUUGAAUGAGAUUGUGUCACGGCACCAGGAUAURAUCCGCCUGGAGUCCAGCAUCAAGGAGCUCCAUGCCAUGUUUAUGGACAUGGCCAUGCUGGUGGAGAAUCAGGGGGAUAUGAUCAACAACAUAGAGAACAACGUCUCCAAUGCAGCUGAAUACAUAGGCCGUGCCAAAGAGGAGACCAAAAAAGCUGUGAGAUACCAGAAAAAAUCCCGGAGGAAACUCAUCCUCCUUGCCUUUGCUCUAUUGAUCCUGCUUGCUGUCAUUGCACUAAUUGUUGGCCUGUCUGUUGGACUAACCAAAUCCCCUGUAUGAGUCCUGUCCUGCUCUCUGUCUGGGAAAUUGUUCUGGCUUGCCAUUUGUGUGGCACUGGCUCUCCUCAUAGUCAUCAUAAUAGCAACAAUAUUUGACUGACCAUUGAGAGGCCCCACUGUUCAGAACAGCAGAUGAGUCUACAGCAGUUUCUCACACCUUUGGGGCCAAGUUCCAGUCAUCAUACCCUGCUCAAUUUUCAACUACUCCAAUACCAAGACGGGCAUUUCACUUCUCAGAGGACAAUAGAUCCAGCUGUAUCCACCAUGUUAUUACAAUAUUACACCUCUUGACUCCAUAUAAUGGCUGAGUCAGUGGCCUUGGCUUACACAAUUUCACAGAAGUCCUAGGGCUCCUAGGAAAACACUCUCUCUUGCUGCAAUAAUACAGGGUAGCCUUUUUUACUGUCCGUGCAAGUAACUAGAAUGAAGUCUCUACAGGAUUGCCAUAGGCUACAUGUCAACAAUGACUACCAUUGCAAACUACAUAGACAGACAAAGACUCACCUCUACUGCUGCCAUAAAGGCUAAUAACACGUUACAUGGUAAGUAGAGAGAUGUCACUUUCAAACUUUACUGAGCAGAAUGAUUUUUAUCUACACCAUAAUUUAGACACUUUAAAGCAAUUCAUUUCUAGCUCUGUGUUAAAAUAUCAACUUCAGUUUAUGUAAUUUUGUUCAAUUUAGUGUAACGACCAGAACAAGAUGAUUUCAUACAGCUUAGGUGUAAUGUUUUUUUCCUUGUGAUGAUCAUGACUAAAUGUGCCUUAAGAGAACCGAACACUAUAAUACUUAAGUGUACUAAUUAAUACACUCCCAAUGAAAACUUUGAUUGGAAACCAUUUCACUGUUGGGAUGCAAUGUUUGUGUCUUGUUUUGACUACUAUUACUUUGGUCUGCACUUAGAUUUUUUAUUUAUUUCUAUGAUUUAUUUAAGUGUCAUACACCUACUGGUGCCCAGCCCACAUGGGUUUACAAGACACAACAGAACCAAAUAACAUUUGACAAAUUAUACAUAUCAUACGCCUACAAUAAUCAUGGUCAGUAUAGCUACCAUCUAGCCACUCUACACAAAAAGUUGAUAUCUCCUGUCCUGACAUCGUGAACAAACUGAGCAAUCUCAAACACCAUGUCUGAAACAGAAUUCAAGCCUCAAAGACAAAAUCCAUUUAUUGUUUUAUUGACCUGUAUGACAACCUGAGACGUGUUCUUUUUUUGUAACAUUUUGGUGAUAACUCUUCUGGUUACGGGAUGUUUUCUGGUUA